UCUUCUUCUUCGGAGGUGUGUAAUUUUAGUUGUAAACAACCUAGGGUAGACGUUUCGGUUUAUGUCCUUGGGUAGCCGAAUGUCAGCGUACUAUGCAUGCAUAUAAAUCAUGGAUCCGGAUAAAACGCUUGAUAAUUUCCGCAAGGAUUGGAGAAGUGAACUAGCUAAGAAAACUUCAGGGAAGAAGUCAGUGCCGUUAGACAGUGGUAGCGAUUCGUCUGUUGCAACAAGGCAAGGAAAAUCACACCCAGAUCAUGAACUUGAAGGACAGUCAUCAUUAUUGACGUUGGAUGACAGACCGGUAGCAGGUUCUUCAACGAAUCAUGAGAAAUUUGAAAUCACUAGCCAAACUCUAUGCAAUAAAUGCUCACAAAAUCAGAGCAAAAAGACAAAAGAGUCGACUGGAGUUCUGAAUUAUUUAGGUUCAAAUGAAGACACAGAGAGAACUCUUACAUAUUAUCCUUUUAAUAUUGUACAUAACUUAUUAAAUAAAUCAAAUCCGUCUAAAGGUUCAGGCAAUGAUGAAAGGUCUGUGGAUAGGAUAAAAUACAGAGCUGACAAGUGUUGCCUUUGUGGAGGGACUGUGGAUGAUGUGCGUGGAUUGAAGAGAUCACUAGCUGUGUCAAAAGACUCAAAUAAAUAUGUUAAAGAAAGAAUUGAAGACGUUUUCAAAAGAAAAAGAACUAACAGUGAUGACUUUUCAAAGGAAUCCCUAUUAGAUCAGUUUUUAUUAGACUUGAACGAGAUUGAUGAGAUACCGUUCUUUGACAUAACUUUACCGAGAGAAGUUGCAGUAAAGAUCUUCCAACAUCUUGACAUAAAAGAUUUAUGUAGAUGUUCUCAGGCGAGUCGCAGUUGGCGAAGUCUAGCUGAUGAUGAACUCCUGUGGUGUAACCUCUGUCACAGCCUGGGAUACGAACAGAACCAGGUGACGAGGGACCGCGGUCAGUGGAAGGCCAUUGUUCGGGAAAACAUCACAAAAGACAAGCAGAUCCUCUCCAAUUGGAAGAAUCGUACGGGUAACCAGACAUCACUACAGUAUGUCCAGGGAGGCAUUCUGUGUGCUGUUAACUCACACAACGACACUGUGGUAGCAGGGUACUCUAAUGGGGAUGUGAAGAUGUGGGACCUUGACCUUGAAGAAAGCUGUACGUUGAAGCCUUCAAAUAGGUCCCUGCUCAUCAACGAAGGACAGGACGAAGGAAUAAUCUCUGUUGAGGUGUCACAGCUGGAGGUCACACCAACACUGGCUGUAGCCAGCUACAAACAAGGAAACAUUGACAUUUGGAGGUUAAAGGAUGAAAAUAACAUCAAUCCUACAUUUACUUUACCACGGGAGGCAAAGCCAAACAAAUUCUGUGUCGCCAAGUCAUGUGACAUGGUAGUUACGGGGAACAGCAUGGACGUUAAUGUGUACACGUACACAAACAAUGGCUUCCAUCUCCACAGCAUGCUUAACCGGUACUCAGGAAAACAGGUGUCCCACCUGAACAUGUUGGAGGUCGGAGGUGAGGAGCCCCAGGUAUUCAUCACCACCCUGCGGGGGGAGCUGUACCUACAUCGUCCGGGAGAGACCGCAGAAGAGAUGAGGGAGUACACAGACAACCAGGACCAACUCUAUACCAGCGGGACCGUCGGCUGUGUUGAUGUGAGGGUUGAUCCUGCUCUGGUAGCCGUCGGACAUGCCACCAUCGGUACUGUGUAUGACAUAGAAACAGCGAAGGCACUCAGACUAUUGACAGGUCACAUGCAUAUCAUCACCUGUUUAAAUCUGGUAGACAGUCCUCCUUACCAGCUGGUAACAGGAAGUAUGGACCGAAGGUUGCGGAUAUUUGAUCUGAGGACAGACCAGGCCGCCACUGUAUUAUCUGGCCAUACAAGCUUCAUAACGACAGCUCAGAUGGACGAUUGGAAAGUGGUGUCUGGGGACGACGGGGGGUUUGUGUGCGUGUGGGACCGUCGUAUGUCGACCAGGCUGUGGGAAUGGCACAACAGACAUCCCGUGCGAUAUUGCCACUUUUACAAGCAGCGUCUGAUUGCUGGCAAUGUUCCAGGCACAACCAAAAAACUUGGGGAUGACCAUUUGGCACACAGAAGGUUUCGGGGCUCUCUGCACGUCUGUGAUUUCUCUGCUGAUCAGACAACACAGGACCUACCCGAGAUCUGCCACUCGACCUAUGAUGAACCGGAGGCCUACAACUACAACAUUAGACUUGCAGUCCCCUACGACAACAUCUGAAUUUGGACAUCCUGGAAGCCUGUUUAAUUGGUCCCAAGACAUUGUUAUCACCUAUUAUUGCCAAUAGAUAAGUUAUGUCAUACCUAGUUAACUGUUAACACCUAUUAUUGCCAAUGGAUAAGUUGUGUGGGACCUAGUUAACUGUUAACACCUAUUUUUGCCAAUGGAUAAGUUGUGUAGGACCUAGUUAACUGUUAACACCUAUUAUUGCCAAUGGAUAAGUUGUGUCAGACCUUAACUAGGAGUCUUGACGACUUGUUCUCCAUCCAGUUAUCGGCACUGCCUGAGGGGCGGAGUACCAACUUUGAGAAACUGACUUUGCAGAAAAACUAAAUUAGCCUUUUGUUCAUAUGCUGUGAUAUUUAACAAGAAGAUUUUUCUGAAAUGUAUUAAAGAGAUUUCGAAACUUUUAUUAGAACCUUUUUGAGACAGUUUUCAUGUGUUGUAGACUUGUAACCUGUUUUUGAUCUUAUAAAGAUUUUGGAAUCAUUUUUUGAAAUGUAUUUAUUGGCAUGUUUGUUUUGACUAGACGUCUUAUAACAUCUAGCUGGUAGUCAGCAAUAUGUUGUCGGAAGCAUAAUUUACUCACUUUUUCAUCAUAGUUCACCAAACUUGAUAAGGCAGAGUGUCGCACAUUAUCUUAUGUCUCAUACCAUAACUAACGUAUAUAGCAUUGAAGGCCGUUUAUCCUUUAGAUAUGGAAGUUCGCCUAAAAAAUUGUCUACAAAUUCUCUUUGGUACUAUGGUAAAAACAUCCUUUAAUCCUGGAAUAUCAUACAAGUUAGAAAGAUUAUCACAUUACAGAUGUGUAUAUUGUUCUGUCCCUGUAGUACAUGUACCCUCAUUGUAUUUAUCAUCUUUUCAUCUUUAUUAUACCCCCCCGCAAUGAAGUUAGGAAGCGAUUCAGCUUGUCUGUCCGGACAAAUUUUUCUCCGGACAACGCCUUCUAAAGCAAUGGACCAAUUACCACCACCUUAUUUUAAGCAUCCAGGUAUUGUUUUUUCAUUCUGACCCAUUUUCACAAAGUUAUGGCCCUUUGUUAAAUUAUUCUGAAAAUAUUUAUCCAGACA
Molecule: messenger RNA, 3309 nt
Organism: Mizuhopecten yessoensis (Yesso scallop)
Lineage: Eukaryota; Metazoa; Mollusca; Bivalvia; Pectinida; Pectinidae
Product: F-box/WD repeat-containing protein 8-like
Exons: 11
Coding region: 110-2239 (709 amino acids)
Cellular component (GO): preribosome, large subunit precursor
Molecular function (GO): protein binding
Source: RefSeq, a predicted model, not a curated record